AUGAAAUCAGACAUGUCAGAAUCUAGCGACAUGGCCACAACAAAUAUUUCAGUAUACGAUAAAAAUGACAAAAAUAAUAUCAAAGAUGGAGUGUCUUUCGAGAAGCCAAUAAUUUAUAGUGAGGUGGACAUUGAGUCAGGGGCAAAAGAAAGUUCCUCUCGAAACUUGAAACAUGGACUUCAAUCACGUCAUAUCCAAUUAAUUGCAUUGGGUGGAACCAUAGGUACAGGUCUCUUCGUCGGUACCUCUUCAACGUUGGCAAAUUGUGGACCGGCUGCACUGGUUAUAUCAUACAUAGUCAUUUCCACAAUUGUAUAUCCAAUUAUGAACAUGUUCGGUGAAAUGGUCUGUUAUUUGCCCGGUAAUGACGAUGACGAUGAAUCUGUUGGUUACUGUGCCUAUCUGGUCUCCAAAUAUGUGGAUGAAUCACUAGGUUUUGCAACAAGCUGGAAUUACUAUUACUGUUUUAUCGUUCUGGUAGCAACUGAGUGCACUGCAGCAAGUUCAAUAGUAGAGUAUUGGACGUCCAAAAUCCCUAAAGCUGUACUUAUAUUCCUAUUUUUGGGUGUUAUCUUUCUUCUAAAUUUUUUACCAGUCAAAUUCUAUGGUGAAGCUGAAUUUUGGUUUGCUAUAAUUAAAAUAUUUUGUAUAACUGGGUUAAUUAUAGUUGCUUUUGUCAUAUUCUGUGGUGGAGCACCCAAUAAUGAAGAUAACUCAUUUGUUGGUUUCCAUUACUGGAAAAAUCCGAGUAGUUUUAGAGAUUAUGUUACGAACGGCAGUCUUGGUAACUUCUUGGAUGUUUAUAAUGCAUUGAUAAAAGGCGCAUUCGCAUUUAUUUUGGGGCCUGAAUUGGUGUCCCUGACAAGUUCUGAAUGUGUAGAUCAAAGAAGAAAUAUUGCAAAAGCAUCAAGGCGAUUUGUUUAUAGAUUAAUGUUUUUCUAUAUUUUUGGUGCAUUAUCGAUUAGUGUCAUUGUACCAUAUAAUGACCCGACGUUGCUAAACGCAUUAGCAUUGAAUAAACCCGGCGCAGGCUCGUCUCCAUUUGUCAUUGGUAUUCAGAAUGCUGGAAUUACCAUUCUACCUCAUAUUAUUAAUUUUUGCAUAUUGACAAGCGCUAUGUCAGCUGGUAAUGCAUUUUUAUUUGCAAGCACAAGAGCUUUACUAACAAUGGGUAAAAAUGGGAGUGCACCGAGAAUAUUUAGUAGAAUAAAUAGACAUGGUGUUCCUUAUGUUGCAUUGUCACUAUCAAUCAUGAUUGCAUGUUUGGCUUUUCUGAACUGUAGUGCUUCGUCGGCCAAAGUCUUCCAGUGGUUUUCUAAUAUUAGUACUAUUUCCGGGUUUAUUGGUUGGUUUACAGGAUGCAUUGCAUAUCUAAGGUUUAGAAGAACAAUCGAUUAUAAUGGAUUAUAUGAUAGAUUGCCAUUUAAGACAAAGGGGCAAGUGUACUUGACCUGGUAUUCCUUCGUUUUUGUCGGAAUAUUGAUAUUGACUAAUGGUUAUAUGUAUAUUAUACCAAAGUUUUGGAAUUACCAAGAUUUUAUUGCUGCGUAUAUCACGCUGCCAGUAUUUUUAGUAUUGUAUUUCGGUCAUAUAAUCUACUCUGGAAGGUGGAGACAAAGAAAAUGGUGGAAGCCAGUAGAUGAAAUAGAUGUUGUGACAGGCCUAGAAGAAAUAGAGCUGAAGACAAAAAUCGCUGAUGAAGAAAGACAGGGACACUCCGGUAGAUUUGCCAAAUGCCUCGAUUAUAUAUUAUAA
This is a messenger RNA of Kazachstania africana CBS 2517, 1755 nucleotides long. It is a transcript of the gene PUT4, whose product is annotated as proline permease PUT4. Bases 1 to 1755 code for a protein of 584 amino acids. Gene Ontology annotation, molecular function: amino acid transmembrane transporter activity. Gene Ontology annotation, cellular component: membrane. Lineage: Eukaryota; Fungi; Ascomycota; Saccharomycetes; Saccharomycetales; Saccharomycetaceae. The transcript has a single exon. The record is from RefSeq and is a predicted model, not a curated record. Gene Ontology annotation, biological process: amino acid transmembrane transport.